AUGGGCAAAAUAUUUUUAGAUCAUAUUGGUGGAACACGUUUAUUUUCAUGUGCAGCUUGUGAUGUGGUAUUAACUAAUCGUUCUGAGUUAAUCAGCACUAGAUUUACAGGAGCGACAGGUCGCGCAUUUCUAUUUCAUAAAGUGGUAAACCUAGUAUACUCUGAAGUUCAAGAUAGAGUAAUGCUGACUGGUAGACAUAUGGUGAGGGAUGUCUCUUGCAAGAAUUGUGCUACGAAGCUAGGUUGGGUGUAUGAGUUUGCGACUGAAGAAAAUCAAAGAUAUAAAGAAGGGAGAGUCAUCCUAGAGCGUGCAUUGGUGAAUGAAACAGAAGGAAUAGAAGAAAUUCCUGUAAACAAUGAUGAU
Molecule: messenger RNA, 363 nt
Organism: Brenthis ino (lesser marbled fritillary)
Lineage: Eukaryota; Metazoa; Arthropoda; Insecta; Lepidoptera; Nymphalidae
Source: the annotation of a GenBank genome assembly